AUGGGUACCAGGUAUCUGGGGUGUAUAUAUAAAAAGUACCCCAAUAGGACGCUAACCAAUGCCAGACCCGCGAGAAGGGAGACAAGGAGUCGUUCAGAUUUCAUUCAAUCUUCCGGGUGCUGGGUACGCAAAUCCAUACGACAAUGCCCGCUGAAAGAGCCAAAGACAAACACGGCGAAUAUAUCCAGGAAGGCGACUUCGUCUUUGCGAAGUACCGCGGAGGAUGGCAUAGAGGCGAGGUACGGCGGUUUCAGUAGUGCUUAUUCCCCUUGGAUCCUUAGUGUGCAGGAUGUACGUGCGCUCUGUGUACAUGUCACUGACUGGGAAUUUGGCAAGGCCGAGAGGAUAGUUGUCGAUGAAGACGGAGCGAGGGACGAAGGAGUUGUCCAUCCCCCAAAGGUACCACGAGAUCCUUCAUACUGA
This is a messenger RNA of Monascus purpureus, 423 nucleotides long. The record is from the annotation of a GenBank genome assembly. Lineage: Eukaryota; Fungi; Ascomycota; Eurotiomycetes; Eurotiales; Aspergillaceae.